AUGACAUACUCUUUCACGAGCGUUGCUUUGCUCUGCUGUGCUGCACUGACAGUUGCAGUUCCAGCUCGACGAGCCAGCAGUGCGUACGCACCCGUCGGAGCUCCUUGUCCAGCCCAGCAACUCGUGCGUCAAGCCGACGGCGUGUCCUCUGCCGAGUCUGAUUGGGUCGCCAACCGUUACGGGAAAACAUCAGAAGCUCUCGCCACGUGGUUGCAGAAUAUCGACUCCGGCUUCGAGAUCAGCUCUGGUCACUGGCGCGACUGGCAUGGCAAGCGACAGUGGAGUGAUCACGGAUCGCAUGGUCAGGCCCCGAUCAUUGGUCUGACCAGCAGUGGUGGUGGUUACCGUGCCCAGCUAUCAGGUGCUGGCGUUGUUAAAGCGUUCGAUGGUCGCGAGGCUAACACCACGAAGGUCAGUGGCUUGUAUCAGGCUUUGACUUACCAUGCUGGCCUCUCUGGUGGAUCCUGGCUGCUGUCGUCCAUUGUUGGCAACAAUUAUCCAACGAUCUCGUUCCUGCAGACCACACUGUGGGAGACAGCAUUGCAGGAGAGCCUUUUGGUUCCCGCAAUCCUAGUCUCUGAGGCUGCUCGACCGAUCUAUGGUCAAGUGGUGGACCAGAUCCAAGCCAAAGUAGCUGACGGAUAUCAAUCUUCGAUAGUCGACCCUUGGGGCAGGUUGUUGUCUUACGGACUCUUGCUCGGCACAGCUGGAGGCGUGCAAGACACUAUGAGCGGUAUAAGCGCUUUGCCGAACUUCACAUCCUUCAAUGGCCCGUAUCCUAUCAUCACAGCCCUUGGGUCGGACCUGAACAUUGACGGUACCUGCAUUCCACAGGUCAAUGCUACUCAGUAUGAGUUCCAUCCGUACGAGUUCGGGUCCUGGGACCAGGGUGUCGACGCAUUCGUGGUCACAGAAUAUCUCGGUACAAGGUUUUCUGGAGGCGUUCCCGUUGGCAAUUGUAUCACCCACUACGACCAGCUGGGCUACGUCCUUGGAACCUCAUCCAAUGUGUUCGCCGCGGUGUGCAGUGCAAUACCCGCGAACAUGACUGCCGCAGCGACUGCAGUCUCGUUAGCCGAAAACCUCGCUUACCUAGCCAAUCCCGGGGCGCAGGGAAUUUCCGAGGACCAGAUCUUCGGGCUAUGGCCCAACCCCUUCCAAGGCUACGGACCAUCAUCUCAUGUCGCGGCCCAGAAGACACUUGACCUCGUUGACGGAGGCGUCGGUGUCGGCUUUCAAGGCAACCCCAUAUGGCCGUUUUUGCAUCGCGACCAGGUAGAUGUCCUCAUUGUCAAUGAGAACUCAGCAGAUACCGUCGGAAACUACCCCAAUGGCAGCGAGAUCUACAACACAUACCUAGCCGCAAAGGCAGCUGGGCUAAGCCGUAUGCCUGAGAUCCCCACUGCGGAUGUGUUUGUCGCUCAUGGCUUGAACAAGAAGCCGACAUUCUUUGGUUGCAAUUCGGCCGAUACAUUGACCAUCAUCGACAUCCCGAACGUCAAUUAUACUUUCAACAGUGGUGAGCCGACAGCUAAGAUCCAGUACUUCAAGAAUGAGACCGAGGCAAUGAUCUCGAACGGUGUGUUGAUAGGAAAUUAUGGUGGUAAGGAAGAUUGGCCACUGUGCUUGGCUUGUGGGAUCAUGAAGAAGUCUGGUGGCAGUCUGCCGAGCGGCUGUGAGGCUUGCUUCGCGGAGUAUUGCUAUAAUUGA
This is a messenger RNA of Cyphellophora attinorum, 1710 nucleotides long. Its product is annotated as putative lysophospholipase. NCBI's taxonomy places the organism in Eukaryota, Fungi, Ascomycota, Eurotiomycetes, Chaetothyriales, Cyphellophoraceae. The record is from RefSeq and is a predicted model, not a curated record. The coding region runs from base 1 to 1710 and encodes 569 amino acids. Gene Ontology annotation, molecular function: A2-type glycerophospholipase activity. Gene Ontology annotation, cellular component: cytosol; intracellular membrane-bounded organelle. The transcript has a single exon. Gene Ontology annotation, biological process: glycerophospholipid catabolic process.